Etheostoma cragini (Arkansas darter) is the source of this 3330-nucleotide messenger RNA. It is a transcript of the gene waplb, whose product is annotated as WAPL cohesin release factor b. Lineage: Eukaryota; Metazoa; Chordata; Actinopteri; Perciformes; Percidae. The transcript has 18 exons. Gene Ontology annotation, biological process: regulation of chromosome condensation. The record is from RefSeq and is a predicted model, not a curated record. The coding region runs from base 1 to 3330 and encodes 1109 amino acids.
AUGUUGCGGCGUGUUCAGGACUACGUCUGUUUUCCUUUUUCUGUAGGAAAGUCCCAGCAGAGUUCCUCGUUGGCAGAGAACCAGCACAGCUACUCGUGGUACCAAAAUGCUUCUGAGAGUGAUAAGAAGCCCCUGGCGCAGACCACCACCCUGAAGACCGGGUCCAAUUUGGAGUCCACCUUCGACUCCUGGGAAGCCAUCAUGGGUCUCCGUCCGCCCUCACCCUGUCAGGAACAUCGCAACCCGGCGCCCACGCUCUCCUGGACUUCAGCGGGCAUCACUGGGGGCAGCUCUGACCUCGGGCAAACCCGGCCUGAGAAGCGCCCCUCUCCCCCGAGGCUCCAGAGCCCCAGUGAGAGCGAGGACUUCGGCGGCGACUCGGACUUCCUCAUGGAGACGAUGGACUACUCCCAGACGUCCUCGUCCUCGUCACUCGUAAGAAACUCUAACUGUCGGACGUACAGGAGGCCGAACAAACAGGGCUCUGGCAAAGCCUCGGACUCCAGCGGCUCUCCCGGCACUGUUUUUGGCACGGAUCUUUCCAAAUCCACAACUGACGGCAGUAGUAAGACGACGGGUGGUGGAGGAGGGCGGGGACGGGGCAGGACGAGGGACUACACGGUGCUGCUUCCCUCCUCCGUGUCGAUGUGCAACGUCACCAUCCAGCCCCGAGGAGUGGAGGAGUUUAGUACCGACGCGGCGCCCUCUAGCGGUAGCAGCAGUGCUGUGUCCGCCAGCGCGACGGAGACGGGAGAGGCGGCUUGGCAGCGGAAGAAGACGGAGCAACAAAACACAAGGUCCAAACCAACCCAGGCAAAGUCAAAGAAGGACAGUAAGGUGGACCUGUUUGGUUUCGAUGACGCAGACGGCCAUCAGGAGGAGACCGGCGGCGAGCACACGGACGGCCGAUCCAGUUACAAGAUCCAGUACUUUGGCUUUGACGACAUGAGCGACAGCGACGGCGCAGAUGACGACGACAACGACGACGACGGCGCUAAAGAGAGGAGGAGGGCCAAGAAAGCUGCGGCCGCCCAGAGGACCCCGGUAGUUACCGUGGAGGAAGCGCCGACGGAUGAACCGCCGGAUCCAUUCGAGACUCUGGAGAGGCUGGAGAGACUGGAGAGGCUGGAGAGACUGGAGAGGCUGGACAGACCGCCAGCUAAGGACAACAAGAAGAACGCUGAGAAGCAGGAAAGCAGGAUACAAGCAGACGUCCUGGACUUCUCCGAGGAUGGCCUCAGGGUGGUUGCCGCGGCUCCCAGGAGACCGUCUCAGGGCAAACCGACAGAGAAUAACCCAGACAACUUCCGGAGGAUCUUCAGCGCACACAAGAAGUCUCCCACCAAAGCCGUGUACAACGCCAGACACUGGACGUUGGGGCGUGAAGAAGAGCCCCCUCCGACCUUCAUCGCAAGGUCACAGACCGCUCCCGCGCCAGGCUCAGCCAGAGGAUCCAGUAAGGAGCCCACUGAUGCUCAUAAGGACGAUGGCGUUUUCAAGGCUCCUCCCCCUCCUCCCAAAGUCACCAAGUGUGUCACCCUCCCCACAGAUCUGUACCAGGACGCCGUCACCGCACUCAAAUGCCGAAAAGAGCACAAAGAGCUGUAUACAGUUGUGCAGCAUGUGAAGCACUUCAAUGACGUGGUGGAGUUUGGAGAGAACCAGGAGUUCACUGAUGACUUUGAGUAUCUGGCUACUGGUCUGAAGAGUGGACAACCUCUCAACACACGCUGCCUUAGUGUGAUAAGCCUAGCUACGCGCUGUGCCAUGCCCAGCUUCAGGAUGCACCUCAGGGCCAGAGGGAAGGUGGCUCAGGUCUUCAAAACGCUCAAUGACGCCCCGCAACACCCGAACCUGGCUCUGUGUACGGCGUCUCUGAUGUACAUCCUCAGCCGAGACCGGUUGAACAUGGAUCUGGACCGGUCAUGUCUGGACCUGAUGAUCCGGCUGCUGGAGCUGGACCAGGAUCAGGGGAGCCUGGCCGCGACAGGGACAGAAACCGACUCCACGGCUCAGUUCAGCGCCAGAGAAAUUGCCAAGAUGAAGGAGAAGAUCAGGAAGCUCUGCGACACCGUGCAUAACAAGCACCUGGACCUACAGAACAUAACGACGGGUCAUUUAGCCAUGGAGACGUUACUGUCUCUGACUUCAAAGCGAGCAGGAGACUGGUUCAAAGAGGAACUUCGGCUACUGGGAGGACUGGACCACAUCAUCGAUAAAGUGAAAGAGUGUGUUGAUAACCUAAACCAGGAGGACGAGAAGGAGAAGAUGGUGUCGUCUCUGUGGGGAGCGGAGAGGUGUUUGCGCGUGUUGGAGAGUGUGACGGUCCACAACCCAGAGAACCAGGGCUACUUGAUCGCCUACAAAGACUCGUCGCUUAUCAUCUCCUCUGCAAAGGCGCUGCGGAGGUGUGAGGAGAUGAUCCAGCGCUACAGCAGGGAGCUGAACUCAGACGGAGCUGUGGGGAAAGCCGUGGAGGACUGUAUGAGGGCCAUUAUAGGAGUCCUGCUUAACCUGACGCACGACAACGAGUGGGGCAGUACGAAGACAGGAGAGCAGGAGGAUUUAAUAAUGACGGCUCUGAACUGUGUUCUCAAAGUACCUCAGUAUCUUCCACAAGAGCAGAGGUUCGACAUCCGAGUACUGGGACUUGGCCUGCUGAUCAACCUGGUGGAGUACAGUGCCAGGAACAAGUACUGUCUGAUGGAGAUGGAGAUGGAGGGAGGUCAGGGUCCCUGCGACUCCACCGUCCUGCUGAACCCUCCGCUCCAGGACAUCCCCUGCACCGGCCCACUCAGCGCCAUCGCUGCACUUGUACAGCUGUUCCUCCAGCGGGAGCGGGCCGCCAUCCAGGCUGAGGCGCAGACUGAUGACCUCAUCAAGGAGGCUCCGAAGCCCGCGCUGGACAAGAGCGGCGAGUGGCAGGAGACGGGCGGCGAGAUCCAGUGGGUUACUAACGACAACAACGUAGAAAAACCCGAGGAUGAAAAGAAGAAGGAGGAGGAGGAGGACGGGGAGCUGGACCUCAACAAAGCUCUGCAGCAUGCAGGGAAGCACAUGGAGGACAGCAUCGUGGCCUCCUACACAGCACUGCUGCUGGGCUGCCUGUGUCAGGGGAGCACAUUGAAUGUGACUACUGUGAGAGACAACCUGCCGAAAGGAGAUUUCUCCAUCAUGACAGAAAUGCUGAAAAAGUUCCUCAACUUCAUGAACCUCACGGUGAGUCGCAGCUGUUCAGAAAACGUCAUCUUUGUCUGCAAUAAACUUAGUUAUAAACUGUUAAAUGACGUGAGAAAAAGAAAGAAUAGAGAGAUAAACGCAGGAUGUUGA